This is a messenger RNA of Suillus clintonianus, 1374 nucleotides long. RefSeq lists its product as uncharacterized. The record is from RefSeq and is a predicted model, not a curated record. The transcript has 3 exons. Bases 1 to 1374 code for a protein of 457 amino acids. NCBI's taxonomy places the organism in Eukaryota, Fungi, Basidiomycota, Agaricomycetes, Boletales, Suillaceae.
AUGGAUUCUAACCUAAUUGUGGACCCCAGCAGCACGAUCAGCCAUGAUCAAGUCUUAGGCACGAAUACGGACUGCAUAAAGACACAUCAACUUUCGUCGCCGACUCCACAUGCUGCGAUCAGACUUCCUGUCGAGAUACUCCGCGUUGUCGUGGAGCUUACCAUGCCACCGCCUCUGCGUUUCUUAAAUUCGACCAUCAUAUCUCGCGACAAUCGUUACUCGCGGUAUUGUACGCUACUUACGCUCAGGAAUCUCGUGCUAGUAUGCAAGUACUGGUAUGAUGUUGGCAUCAGCCUCCUCUACCGUCGUGCCGUCAUUCUGCGGAGUGAACAACUUUUCAUACUCACACGCGCCGUCUCAAGGAACCACAGCCUCGGCAAGAUGAUCAUAUCUCUGCACCUGGAAUGGGUUCUUUCAGUGUCGCAGCUCGCUACGGUCUCAACAGCUGCCAGAAGCCUCUUCGCGGUCACCCCAAACCUCACCCAGAUCACCCUUGCACCCAUGAUGAAGAGACAACCUUUCCUUAGUCUAGCGUUUCUCCGUCUGCUCACUCUCGCACAGAACACCCCCUCCCGGACCACGGAUCUGCAUUUGCGCAUCACUCGUAUGCUUAAAUACACUCUGGAACUCAUGCCAGCUUUCACAUAUCUCACUACUUUCCACAUCGAUGUGAUCCUCAGAGAAAAUGACGAACUCCCAACUGAACACCUGCAUCUUCCCUUUCUGGAAGAACUGCAAAUUACUUGGAAUUCGUCUGAACACGGCAUCAAAGUCUGUUCUGCACUGGCUGAGAUUCUCACCCUUUCCUCUCUCCGACGUCUGCUUUUAACAUCACAAGCUCUUGAGGACGGGAUGUUCUUUGAGCCAUUGUUGCGUAAAUUUGGGCCUGGUCUCCACUUCAUCUCAUUGGUUAGGCCUUAUAUCCACGAUCGCUACCGCGUUUACUACGACUUUCGCCGCCCCAUUCCCCUUGCGCCAUCGCUUUCCAUGUGUCCAAAUUUACGCCACCUCGUCAUGGACACGUGUAUCCCAAUACAAGUGCCUGCGCAUGCACACUUGACAUGGGUAGACUUAUGGGCUCCGAGACAAUGUUUGGAUCCGGGCGAACAGUCAGCCGUAACGCUAGUACCUCAUGACGAGAGGGCUAAGCUCCCUUCAUUGCGGGGGGUGCGGUUACUCGACAUGUCACUGUUCUCAUACAGUGAUGCGCGCACACCACUCCUCAUACCACCAUAUACGGUUCGGAGUACAGAGAGCGUUGUUUGGAGCUAUCCGAGUCUGCAAUUGCGCCAUGAUUCCGGUUUGCUUUAUCGACAGAACCUGAUUGACGAUGACGAUGUUGUACUAGCUCAGAGUCUGGAGCAACGAUUGUGA